AUGUCCGACACUGGAAGGCCCACCAACCCAGAUGGCCUAGUUCUCGAAGCCUGGGGCCAGGGCUUUAUGCUUGGCAGUCUGCUAAUUAUGGCGGCUGUCACCGUCUGCAACAUGAAGAAGCAUAUUCUUCUUCACAAGCUCAUUCUGGCCGAGCUAAUUCUGGCCAUGGCCAAUGGCACAUUCAUCUUUCCACAUGAUCCGGUUUAUGGCUGGUACCAAUCCGUCACCGCCAUAGGCCUCAACGUCUCCUGGGCUCUGCACAAUGUCAUUGCCUGGAUUAAAAACAAGCCUUUUCUAUCACGACGUCUUUCGAUGAUCUACAUAAUUACGGUCAUGCUCUGCUGGCCGUACUGGAUCGUCGAGAUUUAUGCAAAUUUCACCUAUUUCAACAAUAUCAACACAAUCUUUCUAAAGACACGUCCCUUUGAGCCACUUUUCCGAGAUCCGUGGUGGGUCUUCACAACCGUCUCCCUCUUCUGGACGAUCAAACGCGAAUAUAAUUUCGGACUGUGGGAAUUAGUCCAGAUUAGCCCACGAUUCGGAAUCAUGCUGCUUUCGAUGUGCCUGUCUAUUGCCUUUAUCGUUGUUGACUUGCUCAGCGUCCUCAAUGUCUUUACUGACUCGCUACCUACGGGAAUUGAGCCCUUUUGGAAGUUAUCUUUCAUCUUCAAAUGUCUCUGCGACACGGUAAUCCUCGAUGACUUCAAAACCGCCCUCGACCAUAUGCGCAACUACUGGUUACGCAAGCAGGCCAACGGUGAGCUCUUACUGACGAGUCCCAACGGCCGCUCACCCCGGCGGGGAGUACCCAUUGGCGAUGAUCUCGAGGCGGACGCUGGACCGAUCGGUGCACAUAGGCUUGUGCGUAGUAAUAAAUCAUUCUCUGUGCCGAGGGUUGUGCUCAGGGAGGAUGUAUAA
This is a messenger RNA of Penicillium maclennaniae, 918 nucleotides long. RefSeq lists its product as uncharacterized. The record is from RefSeq and is a predicted model, not a curated record. Bases 1 to 918 code for a protein of 305 amino acids. Lineage: Eukaryota; Fungi; Ascomycota; Eurotiomycetes; Eurotiales; Aspergillaceae. The transcript is spliced from 4 exons.